Leptopilina heterotoma is the source of this 746-nucleotide messenger RNA. RefSeq names its product cytochrome b5-like. Gene Ontology annotation, cellular component: intracellular membrane-bounded organelle; membrane. NCBI's taxonomy places the organism in Eukaryota, Metazoa, Arthropoda, Insecta, Hymenoptera, Figitidae. The record is from RefSeq and is a predicted model, not a curated record. The transcript is spliced from 2 exons. Gene Ontology annotation, molecular function: heme binding. The coding region runs from base 290 to 688 and encodes 132 amino acids.
AGAAAAAUGGAUAAAACUAUGUACUUGAUCAUUCUCUGUCAGUGUAUAAGCGCGAGAGAUUCUUUAAACAUUCUUCUCGAUAUUUUUCCACAAAAAAACCCGUUUUUCAUUUCAUUACAAUAAAAAAAAAAUUGUUUUCCAUUUUUCUACAUAUAAAACAAAUUAUACGGAAAAAAAUAGUUUUCAAGAAAAUUAAAUGAAGAGCGAAAGGAAUUUUUAAACGCAAAAAAAAGAUUCUUGGAUAUAAAGUACGUAUAACGUAUAGGACAUAAAGAAAAGUCGACAAAUCAUGACUAAGCUAAAGCAAUACACGAGAGCAGAGAUUGAAAACAGUGAUGUGAAGAAAAACACGUUUAUCAUAAUACACGACAAGGUUUACGAUGUUCAUCAAUUUUUAAAUGAGCAUCCAGGAGGCGAGGAAAUUCUCCUGGAUCAUCGCAAUAAGGAUGCUUCGGAGGAUUUUGACGAUGUGGGUCAUUCGACGGAUGCCUUUGAAUUAAUGAACAAAUAUCGAGUUGGUGAAUUAAUUGAGAGCGACAGGGCAAAUAGUAAACCAAAAGCCGGAUGGGUAGCCGGUUAUAAUUCCAAGGAACCAGAAAGUUAUGUCUCUGGACCAGGUGCACCAUUUUAUUUACUAAUCAUCGGUAUCAUAGGAAUUGUAAUUGCAAUAAUGUAUCUCAAUGCAUGAAUUUUAUAAUUUUUCUCUAUAUAUAGAUAGAAAAUAAAGAGUUAUUCUUUUCUUUAAA